Desarmillaria tabescens is the source of this 1273-nucleotide messenger RNA. RefSeq lists its product as uncharacterized. The transcript has 6 exons. The record is from RefSeq and is a predicted model, not a curated record. Bases 388 to 1101 code for a protein of 237 amino acids. Lineage: Eukaryota; Fungi; Basidiomycota; Agaricomycetes; Agaricales; Physalacriaceae.
UCGCAGGAGAAUUUAGAAUUUGAUAUCGUGAUGCAUAUCAUAUCAACAAUGAGAAGGUUUUUCACCCUCUUGAUGUCGUUCAUACCAAUCGCCAUAUGCUACGUCAUUGCUACAGUUCCUGCUAAUUCCUCUGCGUCUCACGCUUUACAUGCCAUUGACUUUAUCUUCCCUAUACUAAAGGUAUUUAACUUAAAGCAUACCGGACCUGAGGACGUGUCAUUUCAUAUUUCUCCGGCAUCAGGCAGACGCGUCAGAUCGCCUGCGCAACAUUCAGUUGAGUCUAAUAUUGGUACCCUUUGAUGCUGUCUCUCAAUCAAUAGGAUAGAGGCUUUUAUGGGGGGAUAAAAUCAGCGCCUAUUCUCAGGGUUAACUUCCUUAGAUUCCUUCAUGACAGACCCGCAAGCUCUCUAUGCGCUGUGUGAAGUGCCUACUGUUGUAGGCGAACCAGGCGACUACGCAGAGUCCUUCUAUUGGGACAUGGCUGUCACGCAUAACUGCUACCUCAGAGGAUUUAAUUCAGCCUAUAUCAACGCCCCGAAGGUGACUCCUGCAGAUGAGGCAUCAUUCAUGGGUUAUUGUCUUGUGAUGACUCGAGCGCUUAAAGAGCAUCAUGACAUGGAGGAAGAAGUCGUGUUCCCCAUCCUAGAACAAAAGUUGGAUAUGCAUAGCAAUGAGGAGCAACACAGAGCCUUCCUACCUCAGAUGAUCGAGUUUAAUGAGUACUGCAUGAGGGUCCAGGCAAAGCAGGAGAAGUAUGAUGCCACGAAAUUCCGGACCCUCCUUCGAGGCUUUGCAGAUGGUUGUGCUCAGCACCUUUUGGACGAGAUUCCUACCAUUACGCCCGGCAAAAUGCACCAAUUCGACCGAGCUACGUUGGACAAGCUGAUUGCAGAUGUAAAGGUACACGUCAAAAAGGCAGGGCCACUGACUGUCUUUCCUUUCACAAUCACGAACCAUGACUAUGGUCAGAUACCACGCUGGCCGCCUGCGCCUGCGCCUAUCAUGUGGAUGGUCCGUAACGUGCUUGGCCGGUGGAAUCAAAGCCUCUGGAAAUUUUCUACUUUUGACCUUUGGGGGAACCCACAGACCUACAACGGAUAACACCAGUUCGCUGUUUCCAAUCCUUGAUCUCGCUUUUGUGUAUUCUCCUUGUAUUGAAAGUAUUCCAUAGUGCAAUGUUCAACGUUUACUUACUUAGAAACAUUAACUGACUACCAAUGAGAGCUUCAAAGAAUUCAUUUUGGAAGGACAUCGGGCGUAGCCAGCCAUUCCA